GCCUAGUAGCUGAGAGUGCGCGCCCUUCUUUGGCGCGAUCUUGGGCCAGGCUUUGAACUUGGUUAUCGCCUUCAGUUUUCGCUCUGGCUUGCAGCAGGGGCAAGCAUCCUCCAACCCGAGGUACGAAGGAGAAAGACCCUGUGAGCCCUUUGUUUUCCAGCGGAGCAUGAGACUGCCCGGAAGAGUAGGAGAUGCGGCGGAGCUGCGCAAGAGCCUGAAGCAGCUGCUGGAGAAGCGCCGGCGUGCGCGGAUCAACCAGAGCCUGAGCCAGCUGAGGGGUCUCGUAUUGCCAAUGCUGGGCGCGGAGACUUCCCGCUCUUCGAAGUUGGAGAAGGCGGACAUCCUGGAAAUGACCGUGCGCUUCCUACAGGAGCAGCCUGCGUCCCUGUACUCCACUACAGCGUCUGGGCCUUUGGAUGGCUACCUCGAGGGUUACCGAGCCUGUCUGACGCGCCUGGCCGGCUUGCUGCCCGCCUGCAACGUCCUGGAGCCGGCCGUGAGCGCGCGCCUGCUAGAGCACCUGCGACAGAGGACUGUCAGUGGUGGCCCGCCCUCACUGACGCCUCCACCAGCUCCAGCUCCAGCUCCCUUUCCUCCCGUGCCUCAUCCGGGCACUCCCGGCCUUUGGAGGCCAUGGUAGGCUCCUGGAUGUUCCACAGGAUCCCGCUGCCCGCUCUCAGGAACCUGGGUGGGCCAGCUGAACAAGGAAGUUCUCGAUGGUGACCGCAUCUUCUCACUUUGAGAACAGUCUAGCUCCAACUGCCCUGACAAGAAUCGGAUGCUCUGACCUGUCUGAGUGAUGAAACCUUCAAGGAAGGGCUCAGCCAGAGGGGGGAAUGGGACGAAGGAGAAAGAGCAAAUAUGUGCUGGGUGAGGAGGAAGAGGCCCAGACUGGAAGGAGUGGCUCUGGCAUUGGGCCAGCCAGAGCUGCCUGGGCAGGGACACACCUGCCCUAGUAUGGGCAGCAUACCAAAGUCUGGUCUCGAAGCUCACCUGGGCCUGGUGCCCAUCACCUGUUAGAAUGGGUCACUGCGUUUCCAGCCAUGCCUGGAUAUGCUUCCAGCUCAGCUGCACUUGUGAACAGAACCUUGGCUUGGGGACUUUGCUCCUCUGCAGAGCAAAGGCAAAGGGACAGGAGGAGGACAGCCACUCCUCCGCUUCUAGGCCUCCCUUCUCACUGAUCUGCAGAAGCUGGUGUGGGUUUUCCUGUUUGAUUCUCUAAGCGUCAUUUCUCCCCACCGCCUGUCCAGUGGUCUUGGGAUGUGAGGGGAGGGCGGGACAAGAGGAAGGCUUCCCCGUGGCUUUGGAGGAGCAGAGCACAGGCCCUGGAAUGCAGGAACUCUGGAGAAGCCGAGGAAGGACCACCAACAGCCUUGCCUGCUUUCUCUGGUGAGCCACUCCCUGAAUCCAGGCGGCUGGGCUAUCACAAACAACUUGCUCGUUUCUACCACAUGGAAGCCUACAAGCCCAUCAAGACUUGGGGAAGGGCCUUCAGGAGUGGGUGUGUCACACAAAAUGGGAGGAUUUGUUAACUACAAGUCCAUGGGGAUUUGCACAAAGCCACAAAGCUCCUUCGCCCUCAGUCUGUGCUGGGACCAGGACACUAAAGCCAGGAAGACAGAUUGACCGGGGCAGGGACAGUCACUGUCUGCUUGGCUAUGCACAUCUAUGACGAGUCUGGGCACUGAUUUAGGCAGUAGGGUGAGGAAAUUGGAGGCAUUCUUAAGAAGGAAGACAGUAAACAUGGAAAAGGGAAGGGGGCUCCCGGCAGUGCUGUGCUGGGCCCCGUCAACUCUUGGGAGGCUGGGCUGCUCAUAGUGCUCCUGUGUGUACAUCAGCAGAACUGUAUACACAGUGGCUGUGCAAUGAACAGGAUGAAUUAAAGGAGCCUACCUGACUGGCUCACACUGUAUCGAA
This is a messenger RNA of Mastomys coucha (southern multimammate mouse), 1917 nucleotides long. It is a transcript of the gene Hes2, whose product is annotated as hes family bHLH transcription factor 2. The coding region runs from base 167 to 640 and encodes 157 amino acids. The transcript has 4 exons. Gene Ontology annotation, cellular component: nucleus. The record is from RefSeq and is a predicted model, not a curated record. Gene Ontology annotation, molecular function: DNA-binding transcription factor activity, RNA polymerase II-specific; protein dimerization activity; RNA polymerase II cis-regulatory region sequence-specific DNA binding. Gene Ontology annotation, biological process: regulation of neurogenesis; anterior/posterior pattern specification; regulation of transcription by RNA polymerase II. NCBI's taxonomy places the organism in Eukaryota, Metazoa, Chordata, Mammalia, Rodentia, Muridae.